Molecule: messenger RNA, 1272 nt
Organism: Lachancea dasiensis
Lineage: Eukaryota; Fungi; Ascomycota; Saccharomycetes; Saccharomycetales; Saccharomycetaceae
Source: the annotation of a GenBank genome assembly
AUGAGCGGACGAUCACAACACAUUGUGGGAAUUCAUUAUGCAGUGGGCCCGAAGAUCGGAGAAGGGUCCUUUGGCGUGAUAUUCGAGGGUGAAAACGUACUGGGACAGGACUCUGGACCUGUUGCUAUAAAGUUCGAGCCCCGCAGAGCAGAAGCACCGCAACUGCGGGAUGAGUUCAGGGCAUAUAAGAUUCUCGCGGGUCUGUCAGGGAUCCCCAGAGCGUAUUACUUUGGCCAGGAGGGCGUGCACAAUGUGCUGGUCAUCGACUUACUGGGGCCGUCCCUGGAAGACCUGUUUGAAUGGUGCGGUAGGCGAUUUUCGGUGAAAACAACGUGCAUGCUGGCAAAGCAGAUGAUCCGUCGAGUGCAGUCCAUUCACGAGCGGGAUUUGAUCUAUCGGGAUAUCAAGCCCGAUAACUUUCUCGUGGCGCAAUACCAGCGGCAGCUGCCCACCGGCCAACUUGUGAAGAGUUGUGCAGCUUCAGCCAACGGCGAUCCCAAUCUGGUGUACGUGGUGGAUUUCGGGAUGGCCAAGCAGUUCCGGGACCCCAAAACCAAGCAACACAUCCCGUACAAAGAGCGGAAGUCGCUAAGCGGCACUGCUCGAUACAUGUCUAUCAACACGCAUUUUGGGCGCGAGCAAUCGCGUCGCGAUGACCUGGAGUCGCUAGGUCACGUAUUUUUCUACUUUUUGCGCGGAUACUUGCCCUGGCAAGGUCUUAAAGUUGCCAACACCAAAUUAAAAUACGAAAAGAUAGGUUUGACGAAGCAGAAAGUCCGGCCAGAGGAUUUGUUGGAGCGUGAUCUACCACACCAGUUUGCUACAUAUUUGAACUACUGUCGGUCGCUCCGAUUCGAAGAAGAGCCUGAUUACGAGUACCUGAUAUCUCUGAUGACUGGGGCCUUGAAAGAAAAUGGUUAUGAAGAAGACGAGCACUAUGACUGGUUAGAUCUCAACAAUGGACAAUCGUGGAAUAUUGGUAUUAAUAGAAGGGCUAAUCUCCAUGGAUAUGGAAACCCGACCCCCAAGACCUCCCAGGCAGCACGUAAGUCUGCUGGCCCACGGGUCCAUCGUGAUUCUUACUCUAAGGCACAACGGCUGCGGACUCAAAUGACCAGCCAAGCGGCUUUGAGAGACAAGAGCGGCAACGUAAUGCAGAACUAUGACUCCAUGGGUCCACGGAAUGGAAAUUUCUCAGAUGCCCAGCAGAAUGAAAGUGACUCUCUCGAGGAACAUAGCUGCUUCAGAAAACUAUGCUGCUGGUGCGUAUAA